Molecule: messenger RNA, 2343 nt
Organism: Neohortaea acidophila
Lineage: Eukaryota; Fungi; Ascomycota; Dothideomycetes; Mycosphaerellales; Teratosphaeriaceae
Product: nucleotide-diphospho-sugar transferase
Exons: 3
Coding region: 133-2226 (697 amino acids)
Biological process (GO): biosynthetic process
Cellular component (GO): eukaryotic translation initiation factor 2B complex
Molecular function (GO): guanyl-nucleotide exchange factor activity; translation initiation factor activity; translation initiation factor binding
Source: RefSeq, a predicted model, not a curated record
CGCCGCAUCUCAAGCCUUGUGUAACAGGGCCAAAGUUAAAAUUUCUCCACAACCCCAAAUUGACUCUUGCACAUACCCACGCAUCGCCGUUAAUCCCACCCGUGCAUCUGCCACGACUUCUCAGUCUUCGCCAUGGCACCCAAAGCGAAGAAAGGAGCACAAAAGGGCAAAGCAGGCGAAGAAGAGAGGGAGGAGCCUCUGCAGGCCGUCGUGUUUGCGGAUGCUUUUGAGACCAAAUUCUCCCCCUUCACGCUUGAGCGGCCACGAUGCUUACUGCCGCUUGCGAAUACCCCUUUGAUUGAGUAUACGCUUGAGUUCUUGGCCAGCGCGGGGGUGGAGGAGGUCAUACUGUACUGCGGAAACCACACCGAUCAAGUCGAGGAGUACCUCAAACGCUCGAAAUGGACGAGAGAGACUGCGCCACUGGCGCUCGACAUCAUCCGCUCCGAUGCCCGUUCCGUGGGCGAUGCGAUGCGCGAUCUCGACCAAAAGCAGCUCAUCACCGGCGACUUCAUCUGCGUCUAUGGAGAUGUCAUCGCAAACAUAUCCAUGCAAGCUGCGCUGUGGGCGCAUCGCACACGACGGGAGAAGGACAAGAAGGCCAUCAUGACCAUGAUUCUUCGCGAGGCGGGCGAUGCUCAUCGAACUAAAUCCCGGAAUUUGCGCCCGGUAUUUGUUGUGGAUCCGGAAGCCCAGCGCUGCGUGCAUUAUGAACAGCUAAGGCCGAGAGAUACACCUCGCUUGGAUAUCGCGGAGGAGGUGCUUGUGGACCACACCGAGGUGGAAGUCCGAGAAGACCUCAUCGACUGCGGGAUCGACAUUUGCACGCCGGAAGUUCUGGCGCAAUACACCGACAACUUCGACUGGCAAGCUCCGCGGAGAGGUUUCCUGUACGGCGUGCUCAAAGACUACGAGACCAACUUGCUCACGAUUCACACGCACAUCACGAACGAAGGCUACGCCGCACGGGUUAAGAACCUGCAGGCUUACGAUGCUGUGACGAGGGACAUCUUGUCUAGAUGGACUUACCCGCUAUGUCCUGACGUCAAUCUGCUCCCGGACCAGUCCUAUCAACUGCACAAAGGCAAUGUCUACAUGGAGCAUGGCGUCGUCUUGGCACGUUCGAGCACUGUCAAGCACAGAUCAGUACUUGGAAGGGCGACAUCCGUUGGUGCUGGCAGUGUCAUCUCCGACAGCGUGAUUGGAAGGCGUUGCGUGAUUGGCAACAGGGUGAAGAUUCAGGGUGCGUACAUCUGGGAUGAUGCUCGGAUAGGCGACGACACGGUGAUUGAGAAGGCGGUGGUGGCACGGGAGGCGGUCAUUGGACAACGAUGCCAUGUGCAGGCGGGUGCUUUGAUUUCUUACAGAGUCAAGUUGGCAGAUGGGACAGCUGUAGUUGGUGGGAGGAAGCUGACCAGAAUGCCAACAAGUAAGACUGCAGAUCCAGAGGUCGUUGGAGAAGGCGGCGACGGGCACGAGAUGGAGGAGGACGACGAGGAUGAACUUCUUGCGGAAUCCUUGGUCUCCGGAGACAUCUACAACCUCGAUGCCGCCAGGAUAUCCUCAGACUCCAUCUCCACCCUGGACUCGGAUGAAGAAGAGGAGAGCUUACCCGAGCACCACCGAAGGAAGUCGGGGAGGAGUGAAAGCUUUGCCUCGAUCAACUCGGACGAGAGCGGUGACGCGCGACGGAAAGCAGCCGACUUCCAUCACGAGGCCACCACCAGCAUCAUCGACGCUUUGCAAAAGGGGGAUGAUGCGGACACUAUCCAGCUGGAGCUCCAAGGCCUCAAACUCAGCAGCAACGCUGAAGACAAGCAAGUGCGGCGUGCGGUGGCAACGUCUUUGAUGAAGCGACUCGCCGCGCUCGUGGACUCUGGCGUGUCGCCGAAAGACGCCGUGGCCAAGACAUUGCUCCCCAACAAGCUCAUCAUUGAACGAUGCGUCGGCACGGGACGGGAGCAGUACGAGGACCAGGUGGAAUUCCUGCUCUACAUGCAGAAUGAUGCGAUGCGCAGGCAGCAGGGGGCUAAGAUCUUGUUGCACGUUUGCACGUCGCUCGCGCACAACGAUCUGGUGGAGCCGGAGGGCUUUGAAGCGUGGUGGGAGGAUGCGAGGAGUUCAUCGUCGGAGGAGCUGCUGGCUGUUCGGGCGGAUACGAAGCCGCUGAUUGAUGUCCUCGUCGACGAUGAUGAUGAGGACGAGGACGAGGAUGAUAGUGAGUGAUUGUUUAGCCAACAUCGUGCUCGCCAUCUGCAUCGAGGAAUGCGGCACGUGAAUGAAACCGUGCGCGCAGCCAGUUUGACUUUCUUUAUCCGGCAGCCGCGCGGGAAGCGGCGGUGC